AAAUUUUCCCAAUAUUUCAUUUUCCCACAAAUUCCCAUUUCCCAAUCAAAACCAAAACCACAAAUCUUUCCAACUACAGAUCCAACCUCUCCAAUUUCUCCACUUGGACCCUUUCUUCUUCAUUCUUUCUCUUUCUUUCUUGCUUCAUCAGUUACUGUUCAAUCCUAGUCCGUCUUCUUCCUCUUCCAUGGCGGACGGAGCCGAAGCAUUCUAGGGUUUUCUUUACAUGAGGAGAGAAGUUCAACCGAGUUCGCGGAAGAUGGAUUUUCAUGGCGCUGGUUCUUGUCUUCAUCAAUAUCCACUUCCUCCACCGCCAUUUGAGGCUGUGAAAGCUCCGCCCGCUCAGAAAAACGGAAUCGAACAGGAACUUCACUCACUGGUUUCGUGUUCUAGCGGAGGUCGCGACGGGGAGAAACGCUUGGAAUCGGAUGUGCAGGAGGAAGACGGAGCGGCAAUGGAGGUUGCGGCGACGGCGGUGACGGCGCCGAAGAAGGAGGAGGAGGAAGGUGGACGGGAGAGGCUGAAGAGGCAUCGGCGGGAGAUGGCUGGCCGGGUCUGGAUACCGGAGAUAUGGGGACAAGAGGAGCUUCUGAAGGAUUGGAUCGAUUGCUCCGCCUUUGACGCUUGUUUAUUUCCGACGGGAAUCGGAUCGGCCAGGGCGGCGCUGGUUGAAGAAGGACGGAGGGCCAACAAUGGCGGACUCACACUGGAGAACAGGUGCUGAUUUUUUUUUUUUUUUUUUUAAACGGUGGGGUAAAUUAAUUUCAAUAAAAAGAAAAAGAAAAGGAUAAAAAAAAAUCAUUUCCCAAGCUCUAAAUAUUAAUCUUUCCAACAUAUGGGGGAGAGGAUUCUAAUGGAAAUAAUCAAACAAAAUGAUGCUUUUGUUUUGUCUACGGCUUUUCAUUGGCCAUUUGAUUUUCCAUUUUUGUUAAUUAAUACAAUCAUGAAUUCUCCAUGCUACUUUAAUUUCAAUACUAUUAUUGUUAAUUAUUAUUUGCAA
Messenger RNA from Benincasa hispida (wax gourd), 1000 nucleotides. RefSeq lists its product as uncharacterized. NCBI's taxonomy places the organism in Eukaryota, Viridiplantae, Streptophyta, Magnoliopsida, Cucurbitales, Cucurbitaceae. Gene Ontology annotation, biological process: blue light signaling pathway. The record is from RefSeq and is a predicted model, not a curated record.